CCCGACCUGGCCACUAUCACACCCAUCACCAUCACCACGAAACCACCUCCCCAACCCAACCUCAAUCCACCAUGAGCCUGCAACCCCCCAAAGUCGCCUUCGUGACUGGCGCCAACGGCAUCAGCGGCUACGCCAUCGUCGAGCAUCUAAUCCGACAGCCCAAAGAAGAAUGGUCCCGAAUCAUCGUCUCAUCCCGCCGCCCGCUCCCGGUUCCCUGGAUCGAUCCCCGCGUGGAAUUCGUGGCCGCCGACUUCCUGCGACCAGUCGCGAAACUAAUCGCACAGCUGGAAGAUAUCUGCGCCCCGGUCACGCACGCAUUCUUCACCUCGUACGUGCACGACGAUGAUUUCCGCGUCCUCAAGGACAAGAAUAUCCCGCUGUUCCGCAACUUCCUGGAUGCCGUGGAUGCAGUCUGUCCGGCGUUGCAGCGCGUGAGUCUGCAGACCGGCGGGAAGUACUACGGCGUCCACCUGGGGCCCGUCAAAGUGCCGCUCGAGGAGACCUUCCCGCGCUACAAGGACCAGGGGUAUAACUUCUACUACAACCAGGAGGAUUACCUGCGGGAGGUGCAGGGCCGGCGGGAUACCUGGUCGUAUAAUAUCAUCCGGCCGAAUGCAAUUAAUGGUUAUGCUCCGCAUGCGAACGGCAUGUCCGAGGCACUCACCGUCGCGAUCUACAUGCUGGUCUGCCGCGAGCUCGGCCAACCCGCGGCCUUUCCGGGCAACGAGUACUUCUGGAACUCGAUCGACGACAACUCCUACGCCCCGAGUCUGGCCGACCUCACCGUGUGGGCGUCCACGCACGAGCACUGCAAGGAUGAGGUGUUCAACCAUGUCAACGGCGACGUCUUCGUCUGGAAGCACAUGUGGCAGGAUGUGGCCGAGUAUUUCGGGGUGGAGGCACCGGAGCCGAACUUCGAGAAGGCCUCGGGGCAGGCCAACACCCUCAGUAACGAGAUUGACAUGGUGGAAUGGGCGAAAGACAAACAAGAGGUUUGGGAGAGGGUCGUGCAGGAGUAUGGAGGCAAGGUGGAGGCUUUUGGCUGGGGUACCUGGGGCUUCUUCAACUGGGCGACCGGGAAAUCGUGGUUGACUAUCUCUUCCAUCAACAAGGCGAGGAAGAUGGGUUGGACGCGACACGAUAAGACGUUUGAUACCUGGAUUGAGACGUUCCGGUCCUUUGAGAAUGCCGGAGUUCUACCUUCGCACAGGGCUCUGACCGGGGGAAGGAAUCGGGCAUAGUGGUUUGCUGAGCCCAGCGAUCACUGGACAAAAUAUUCAAGACUGAGCUCUAACCUAGAAGAUGCUAUUUUUGUUGACCGUUG
Aspergillus japonicus CBS 114.51 is the source of this 1324-nucleotide messenger RNA. Its product is annotated as SDR family oxidoreductase. The coding region runs from base 72 to 1241 and encodes 389 amino acids. The record is from RefSeq and is a predicted model, not a curated record. The transcript has 5 exons. NCBI's taxonomy places the organism in Eukaryota, Fungi, Ascomycota, Eurotiomycetes, Eurotiales, Aspergillaceae.